Molecule: messenger RNA, 929 nt
Organism: Phymastichus coffea
Lineage: Eukaryota; Metazoa; Arthropoda; Insecta; Hymenoptera; Eulophidae
Product: apolipoprotein D-like
Exons: 4
Coding region: 199-756 (185 amino acids)
Biological process (GO): lipid transport; tissue regeneration; brain development
Molecular function (GO): lipid binding
Source: RefSeq, a predicted model, not a curated record
UCUAUUAUUUGCGUCAAAAAAAUACGGUGUAAUGGCGUGUUGCUCUACAUAUGAAUUAUCGCUCUUCAGUGUUAUGAGCCUUAAAAAUAGUUAAAAUCAACGAAAAAGUAUUUAUCGAUGUUUAAGAAUAUAUUAGUAUAUAUAUUUAUUUAUUUUCAUGCUGUUAGUGUAUCCUAUAAAGCUUAGAGUUCGAUAAAAAUGUUAGCUUAUUUUACAUUACUUUUCCUUGGAAGCACAUUUGCUCAAGUUAUUCUACCUGGCAAAUGUCCAGCUGUAUCGGUUAAAUCUGAUUUUGAUGUCCAGCAGUACAUUGGACGAUGGUUUGAACAACGUCGAUACUUUGCUAUUUUUCAAUUCGGUUUGCAAUGCGUUACAGCAACUUACAGUGCCAACAAUAAUGGUACCGUCAACAUUGUAAACCAAGGUACUUAUCCACUGAUUGGCGUAAAGCCAAGUAUUACAGGACUUGCAUAUGCAAAAACGGCCGAAAAGGCUAAAUUGUCAGUAAUUUUUCCAUCGCUGCCUGUGCAUGUUGAAGGUUCUUAUUGGAUACUUGAUACUGAUUAUAUUUCAUACGCAGUUGUAUGGAGUUGCACCAAUAUAAGUUUUAUAAGCGUUAGAUUUGCGUGGAUCUUAACAAGAGAACGUCAUAUUCCGGAUGAUAUUUUGGAAAAAGCUUAUAAGGUUUUAGAUAAAUACAAGAUUAACAAAUGGCUUUUCUUAAAAACAGAUCAAACAAAUUGCCCAACAAAUUAAGAAGAUAAAAGGAACUAAUCUAAGAAUAUAACUUUAUGUUAAAGAUAAUUACUUAUUAGUUUUUUUUGUGAUGCAAUAAUUUAAUUUAACAAAUGUGUGACAUUUUACUGUAACAAGACAUCAUUUUGAAUUGUCACUAUGGUCUUAUAAACAUAUUAUAAAAUAAAUAUUCA